CUCCGGCGGGUCUCCCCGCCCUCUUCCUCCUCCCCCCCAACCCCCUCUCCACCAUUACAAACCGACACCGACGGCAGUUAAAUACGAGACGUCACCCUCAAAAAUCAAUCACCGCACAAUCCUCCGCUGCCCACCGUUUUAUUUAACCGACGCUUUUACACCGGGACCGUCCGCGCACACUCACCCCCCGCCACCCUCACACACACACACACCUUCUUCCGCCGAACAGUUCGGAUCGUUUUCUUUUUUUGAAAAACCGCCGAACAGCUCGCAGUUGUCACCAAAUUGAACCUUCCGGGAGGAAAGAAUAACCUCGACUGGAGUUCCGCGGGAGGAUCUUAUUUCGCACCCCCACUCCCUUCCCCGAGCUACCAGACAGUUUCCUGUCAGUGUUUGUUUAUUUACAUUCGCCCCAAUCCAACCCACAUCAAUUUAAUGCGGCUGAAGCGAUCUAUAGAAGAUCGAAGGCAGUUUUCCAGACGAAUUUAAUUCUUCGGAAUCUUUUUCAGAUCUCCCAUUCAAGACCGUUGCAGUCAUUUCAUCGUGGAGCAAUUCUAGGACAGCUAAAUUUUUGAAGUACAAGUCAGAAGGCCUCACAAUUUAGACACAUAAUUUAAACAUUAACAAGUUUGGAUCUGCUACCAGUCUCAGACCAGCUUUCAGACUUCAGCUGACCAGCAAGCAUUCUUUCUUAAUCUAGUAAACUGGUAUCCUGAUGAAAUUUACAAUUACAAAAACGUGGGAUAGUUCACCAGUGACUCACCGGGGGAUAUCACUGUCGUUUAAACCUGAUGAAGAAGGUUUACUGAUGGAGGUGGAGGGGCCUUUCUUCAAUGAUCCUUCAGCUCCACCUGGUAAAAGAGGAAAACCCUACAAUCAGUUGUGGGAUUUUGAAGUUGUAGAAGCAUUUUUCUUGAAUAGCAGCAAAGAACUGUACCUUGAAGUGGAACUCUGUCCACAUGGACAACAUUUAGUACUAUUGCUUGCUGGUAAAGGAAAAGCAUGGAAGAAAGAACUAGAUUUAAAAUAUGACUGUACAAUUCAUGAAGAAAACUGGGAAGGCAAAGCACUCCUCCCAUGGAACUAUUUUCCUCCUGGUGUUAACAAAUUCAAUGCCUAUGCAAUUCAUGGCUCUGGCGAUAAAAGAGUUUACGAGGCUCUGUACCCCAUACCUAAAGAACAAUUGAAGAAGGGACAACAGCCUGACUUUCAUCGCUUGGAAUAUUUCAAGGAUUUCAGCUUGAAUUCAAUUAUGGGAAAACAAUGGAAGCAGCCCCAGUCUGAAUUGUGGAAAUCUGUCCCCGGGACCAAGAAGUGGUUAGCAUGCCUUGAUUGCUGUUGCUCUUGUCUCUUGAAUCUUGGUAUACUUGUCUGAGGCUUCUACUUUUUCUCUGUUCUGCAGACUCUUCAGUGAUCAUUAUCCAAUGAGAUAUUUACAAAUAAUGAGAUUUUGUAGGGACCAUGUAUUAUAAUCUUUGACAUUGUAUAUAAACUUUCGUUACUGUCAGCUCUCUGGCCUGAAACUUGAUUUAGCAGUAAAUUCUUUCCAUUAGAAACAAAUUAUAUACCCUAUAUAAAAUAAAUGGGAAUCUGAGGGUCACACCAAGUUAUUUUGCUGUGUAUGUGUGUUAUUUUUGUAAUGUUCAAAGGCUCCAAGUUUUAAAAGAAGAAGGAACCAAACACUAUAUUCUUAAGGAAAUAUUUAGAGUGUCUGCACCUCUGGCCUUCUGGGAUAUUUUUCAAGUUCAUUCCUUGCAACCAAUACUUGAUCCAAGGCAUUGUACUGCACUGCUGAUCGUUCUAUAUUCCAACUCAGACAUUUUCAAUUUCUUCCAAAUCCUGGGAAUUAAGAGAAGCUCUUGAAUAGAGAAGAGCAAAUUAAUCCUCACGACUCUACACUAUCAAAGUAAAGCAGUAAUUUCUGAUUUUUUUUCUCCAUGUUCAAACUGUAAUUGUCAUCCUAGAAAUAUGGACUAUUCUAGCACCAGGCUGUAGUCAGUACCCUGUAGUCUCAUCAGCACUUGGCUCGCAACCUCUUCUCGUGAAGAGAAGGUUCCAUCAGAAAUUACUUGUCAUUGGCUUUAGCUGGGAAAUUCCUCAGACUGCUCCCACUGUAACUUUACUGUAAAGAGGGCAUGGAAUUUAAUGGAGUCCACCAUAGUGGGUAUGAUGGGAAUACUGGAAAAAUCAUAUAGGGCUACCUGCAACAGAACACUGAAGUUGGCAUACUGUUCCUCCAUUAAGUUGGAAGCAGGAAGACCCGACUUAGAAUUGAGUUUAAAAUGAAUCGUAAAAUUGUUGCAGGUAAGAUCGAAGCCAUUUGGCCCAUCGAGUCUGCAUGAACCCUUUGAAGAGAGUCCCACCCCAGACCCACCUCCUAUCUCCAUAAUCCUGUAUUUACCAAGGCUGAACCACCUAGUCUGCGUAUCUCUGGACACCAUGGGGCAAUUUACCAUGGCCAAUCCACCUAGUUUGCAUAUCUUUGGACUGUGGGAGGAAACAAAGCACACAGAGAAAACCCAUGCAGAUUCCAAACAGUCACCCAAGGCUGGAAUCAAACCCAGAUCCCUGGCACUGUAAGCUAGCAGUGCUAACCACUGAGCCACCAUGCUGCCCAAAGUGGUUUGUAGUUGGAUUUCCCAGUUGUUCUGGUUGUACCUCGCACAUGGUAGGUUAUUUCUAUUAGAAACUGGUUAGAUGUGAUUACAGUUCCCAACUGGUUUCAGGUUUUUCUUCCUCGGUCAUCUGGCUCAACAGUAGAACAAAUGAUACUAGAUAUUGUGACUCUUUCCACUCAACUGCAGACAAUAUCAUAAAAAUGGGUUCUGGCUGUACAAGCAGUUGAUAUACUAAAAUGCUGCAUGCACUUAUUUUAGUUGGUUAAACUCUCACAGUGUCUGAGUACAUUCUUGUGCUUUUUGUGACAAUUGCCAAUCUAGCUGUAAAUUCUGUGGGGUAUUUUUUACAAGAAUAAUGUCCAUUCUACGUCUUGGUCUGUUAAUCAACAAAAUGGCAAUGCUGAUUAUCUUUCAAAUAUUGCUGCUCAGUGCAAUAAAUGAAAUAUAUCUGUAGAUGAUCACUUUGCUAAACUGUUGAUUCUGCAAGCAUUAGCAUGCCACUUUAAUUCUUUGUCCCAGUCCCAAUUUGACCUCAGUUUUCUGCUCUGUUUUGAAGAAGUUCAACGCAAGACGCUAUCUUUCAUAGUAGGUACUAUAGACAGAUUACAGCUGCCUGGCUUUAAUUUUGAGCUACUUGUAACAGCUUCAAUUUAUUCUUGGGCACUCUGUAACCAUUUACAAUUUCUCAAUACUGAUCUUUUGUUUGUGUUUAUCCUAUUAUAAGCACCUAUUGUCUUACACUCUCAUCUCUUUUUUAAUCACUCCUGCAAUCCACCUCAUCAAUGGGAUUCCUACCUUUGCCCUGGAUCUCUCUACUUAAAAGCUGUUCAUUGCCAGCAUUUUCCAGUUCUUCAGUGAAAAGUCAUAAACCUGAAAUGCUAAUUUUGUUUCUCUCU
This is a messenger RNA of Rhincodon typus (whale shark), 3514 nucleotides long. It is a transcript of the gene c1h4orf33, whose product is annotated as chromosome 1 C4orf33 homolog. The record is from RefSeq and is a predicted model, not a curated record. Lineage: Eukaryota; Metazoa; Chordata; Chondrichthyes; Orectolobiformes; Rhincodontidae. The transcript has 8 exons. The coding region runs from base 716 to 1375 and encodes 219 amino acids.